AGAAAGUACAGAGACUAGAUACCAUUCCAGUUCAUUCAUUCAUGGCUGACCAGGAUGAGCUUCAAAUUGUUAUGUUCCCAUGGUUAGCUUUCGGUCAUAUGAUACCCUUUCUGGAAUUUUCUAAAAGCUUAGCCCAGAGAGGUCACCGCAUAUCUUUCGUGUCCACGCCCAGAAACAUCGCUAGGCUCCCAAAACUUCCAACAAAUCUAGCGCCCCUCAUCAGUUUUGUGGAACUCUCCUUACCUAAAGUCGAUGGCUUGCCAGAGAACGCCGAGGCCACCUCUGACGUCUCCGUCGAAAUGGCUCCUUACAUUAAGAAAGCCUUCGAUGGUCUGGAGCUACCUUUAGCUCGUAUUCUUGAGAUCUCCCCUCCGGAUUGGAUUAUUUACGACUUCGGUCCUCACUGGUUGCCACCCAUCGCGUCCAGACUGGGCGUGCCAUGUGCUUUCUUCUCUCCGCUCACCGCAGCAACGAUUGCCUUCUAUGGACCACCACGGCCGAAGGCUUCAACAAUCGCUAUUCAAAACCCGAGAUCGAAACCAGAGCACUACACUGUUCCUCCCAAGUGGGUUCCUGCCCCUUCCAAUUUGGCGUUUCGUCUCCACGAGAUUCUAAGAAUAUUUGCUGGCGGCGCUGCCGCAGCUGCGAAUGUUUCCGAUGUCUCAGAUAGGAUUCGUUUCCGCUCGCCGAUCGACGGCUGCAACGUCGUGGCCUUGCGAAGCUGUACUGAAUUCGAGCCUGAGUGGAUCCAUCUUCUCCAAGGGGAACUUUUUCGGACACCAGUUAUUCCGGUGGGUUUCCUUUCGCCUGUGACACAAGAUACCGGAGAUGGUGACGAUGAUGCAGAUGACCGUUGGAUCGGAAUCCGCGAGUGGCUGGACAAACAGAAGGAAGGAUCGGUGGUUUAUAUAGCUCUCGGCAGCGAGGCAACACUGAGUCAAGAUGAAACAAACGAGUUUACUCUUGGGUUAGAGUUGUCCGGGUUACCAUUCUUUUGGGUAUUAAGGACGCCACCUGGCUCAACCGGGUCUGCUUGCGUGUUGCCGUCCGGUUUUGAGGAGCGAACCGGGGACGGGGGUUUCAUUUGUCGUGGUUGGGCACCGCAACUCAAGGUAUUGGCGCACCCGUCAAUUGGUUCUUUCGUAACUCACUGUGGUUGGAGUUCCAUCAUCGAAGCUUUUGGCUUGGGUUGUCCCCUAAUACUAUUACCUCUAGUGAGCGAUCAACCGUUGAAUGCUCGGCUGUUGGAAGGGAAGAAGAUCGGGUUAGAGAUUCCGAGGGACGAACGAGACGGGUGGUUGAGUAAGGACUCAGUGGCGGAAUCGUUAAGGAUUGUUAUGGUGGAGAAGGCCGAGUUCUUCAAGGCCCAAGCUAGAGAGAUGCAAGAGAUAUUCAACAACAAAGCUCGCCAGGAUCAAUACCUCGAUGAUUUCACUCAGUACCUGAGAGACCAUGGUCGUCGAAGCCCCAAGAGGACAUCUCAAACAGGGUUUAAAAACCCAGAAUCGGUCCAGGUCGAUUAG
Molecule: messenger RNA, 1523 nt
Organism: Telopea speciosissima
Lineage: Eukaryota; Viridiplantae; Streptophyta; Magnoliopsida; Proteales; Proteaceae
Product: UDP-glycosyltransferase 91C1-like
Exons: 1
Coding region: 42-1523 (493 amino acids)
Molecular function (GO): UDP-glycosyltransferase activity
Source: RefSeq, a predicted model, not a curated record